Molecule: messenger RNA, 2298 nt
Organism: Octopus bimaculoides (California two-spot octopus)
Lineage: Eukaryota; Metazoa; Mollusca; Cephalopoda; Octopoda; Octopodidae
Product: growth hormone secretagogue receptor type 1
Biological process (GO): G protein-coupled receptor signaling pathway
Cellular component (GO): plasma membrane
Molecular function (GO): G protein-coupled receptor activity
Source: RefSeq, a predicted model, not a curated record
UCGUCUUUCUCUGUCUGUCUGUUGUUGUUGUUCUUGUUGCUGUUGGAGCUUCCAUUCCAGCACAGUCGCCAUUUCAAUUUUGACGCCGUUCACUCCAAGUGUCAUUUGAAGUUAUCACCACAUCGUAUCGCAUAAUUGCUUAACGUACAAAAUACUAAUCGCAGACUUUCUCUUGCCAAACUUGUUUAUUUGCACAACAGUGUUUAUUACAUUAAACAUUCACCCCCAGAGUAUCACACGAUAAAAAGUUUGUUGCAAACCCAAACACUCACCACAACCUAUCAUUCAACUCAGUUGCUUGGGACAAACAUUUUGUUUUUCGGAUCAUUGAAGAAUUCGGAAAAAAGGAUUUUGCUGUGCUGUUUCUACCCUACUUCCCUGUUUUCUGUAGAGCUACCAUUAUUAUUAUUAUUAUUAUUAUUAUUAUUAUUAUUAUUAUUAUUAUUAUUACUAUUAUUAUUAUUAUUAUUAUUAUUAUUAUUAUUAUUAUUAUUGUUGUUUUUUGUUUGGGUUGGGGUCAUUGGGUGUUUGUAUUAUUAUUUUUUUAAAACAUUUAAUAUGAUCUUUCUUUGACUAUUCUAUAGACUGUACUUAGGCAGUGCGGUUCAUGGAACUCUUGUUAUAAUUUAUGACAGUCGAGGAGGAAGUUUUCAAAAGAAAAGAAAAUUCAGAAAAAUAAUCAAAGAAUCGGAAAAAAAGACGAUAUACAUUCACAGACACACACACACAUAAUUUCAUACACGUAUCCUUAAACAUACAAACAAACACGCACACAUACACAGACACACACAAACACAACACGCACGCGUGCGCGCACAUACAAACACAUACACAUACACAUACACAUACACAUACACACUCAAGGUUCAUAGUGGAUUCAGUGUUGAUAACGUUAAUAUGGAAUCGUUCAUAACUUACGAAACCUCAAUGGCUGCCAUUCCUGCCAGCGAAAACGUAACAAUGCCAGAGAGGACCCUGAUAUCUUGUUCCAACAACGACAGCGGUUAUACGACAGCCAACUGCACUGAACAACAAUCAUACACCAUUACACCGUUAGUAACACCUCUUUAUAUCAAACUCUACGUUGGUUUACUGAACGGGAUCAUAUUUUCUCUUGGUGUCAGCGGUAAUAUAUUCGUUAUAUUUAUUGUACUCAGCGUGAAGGAGAUGCGUACACACACCAACUUCUGUCUAAUCAACCUCAGUUUCACCGACCUAAUCUAUCUACUUGUUUGCCAACCGGCCGCCGUUCUGGAUUUUUACCAAGAAGAAAAGUGGACAUUGGGAGAAUUCAUGUGCAGGUUUGUGUACUUCCUGGAAAACCUGAGCACCAGUACAACCAUCUUAACUAUCAUAGCCAUCAGCUUGGAGCGAUAUUUUGCAAUCUGUCAUCCAUUAUUAAACUACAGCAUGUUCAGCGGCUCCCGGGUCACAAAAGUGAUUUUGGCAAUAUGGUUAUUGGCUGCCUUAGUGUGUUUUCCUUUCCUGCUGACUUCAGAGCUGAAAGAAUCGUCAUUCCAUGAUGGCAGUGAAGGAUAUAUCUGCAUUAAUGACAUCCAUUUGAUAUGGCAGCAUAUCUAUCUAUGGGUGAUUCUUUUGCUGUUCUUUAUUCUCCCACUUUUCCUGCUGAUUAUUCUCUAUCUACGAAUCAUCUGCACCUUGCUCAGUCAGACUCUUCAGGGAGCAGCCGACACUAGAAAGAAUUGUGCUUCGAUGAAGUCACGGAAGCAGGUCGUCUACAUACUGGCCACCGUGGUUACCAUGUUCUUUCUCUGCCUGGUGCCAUUGCGGAUCCUGAUUCUGUGGAAGAUCUACGCUCCUUAUGAACAACAUAAGUCUUUGCCGUUCGUGUCGUACCUCAACAUCCUGCAUACGGUUCGACUGCUAACAUACUUCAACAGUGCCUGUAACCCUAUCAUCUAUAACCUGAUUUCCACCAAAUUCCGAGCAGCUUCCAUGUCAGUGCUCCGCAGGUGUCGGAGCAGAGACCAGUAUAUGAGCUCCAACACAAAUCGUUUGGGACGGAUCGGAAAAAAGGGGCUUUGUGGCACGAACCAGGACAAAGCUUGCGGUGGUUGCGCCAAGGGUGGGCAUCGCAUUGGAGGUGGUGAGAUUGGUGGCGGUGCUGGGGGUGUCGGUGGCACUAGUGUCGGGCAGGGCAGUGGUAGUAUUACUACAGGUCUUACUGCUAGUAGCACCAUAGCUUAUCAAGGUGGCUGCCAUUAUCAUUAUACGGAGGAUAGUAAUUCGUUUUAUGACACGGAACGUUCCAAGAUGUCAUCCACGAUACUGUGAGAU